Messenger RNA from Ornithodoros turicata, 1381 nucleotides. RefSeq lists its product as uncharacterized. NCBI's taxonomy places the organism in Eukaryota, Metazoa, Arthropoda, Arachnida, Ixodida, Argasidae. The transcript is spliced from 3 exons. The record is from RefSeq and is a predicted model, not a curated record. Bases 56 to 1381 code for a protein of 441 amino acids. Gene Ontology annotation, molecular function: zinc ion binding.
UUGCACUUUAUAAUCCACAAUACGUUAUCCAAUGCAUUAGGUUCCAAAGGCAUCCAUGACAGAUAAUUCCUCUGCUGAAAAAGCAGCCUUGAACAAGGUCUGGCCUAAGGGACUCCAACUUCUUUGUCAUUUCCACAUACUUCAAGCUGAAUGGAGAUGGUUGACAUCCGCGAAGAAUAAUGUGGACAAGGAUGAAAGGCGGAAGCUAAUUGCACCAUUCCAAAGGGUCCUCUAUGCCCAUUCCGAAAAAGAGCUUGAUGCAGCAACAGCCAGCCUUCAGAGCCAGUCCCACCCAGGGUACACUGCGAGGGUCGAAGCAAUGCUUGAAAGGAAAGAGGAGUGGGUGUUGCUCUUCAGGAACACGAUUACAAUCCGCGGACACAACACCAAUAACUUUGCUGAGGCCUCGAUACGGAUUUUAAAAGACAUCAUCCUUAAUCGCACUAAAGCCUUCAAUGCUGUUGCCCUAGCUGAUUUUGUUGCAACAGUAUGGGAAAAGUACUUUGAAGGAAGAAUAUUAAAGCAUGCGUACAGCCGUGUUGCAGCACAUCAACUCCAGUACCACCACCUUGUCAGCAGAAUGCCAGACAGUGCAGCAGACAAUAUUGUACUUCUAGAUGAAGAUCUGUACAAUGUCCCAAGUAGCAAGCAGGAUGGAACAUCUUAUGAGAUCUGGGCAAAGACAGGGGUUUGCAGUUGCCCAAGUGGACGGCAAGGUGCCUUCUGCAAACACCAGGCAGUUGUUCACAUGAGAUAUGGUGGUCUUUUCCCAAAUGCUCCUGUACUAACUUCUGAAGACCGCUACGAAUUAGGGAGGUUAGCCCGUGGAGAGAAGUGUCCACCAUACGAAUUUUUCUGCAGCUUCCAGGACAGUGUGGACCAUUUUCAGCCUGAAUGCCCUAUAGUACAUGAGAGGGAGUCUGAUCCGUGUGCACCCCCUUCCCCAGACCCAUUGCCAUCAACAUCUGGCUUCAAUGAACCAGAAUCGGUUCAUCUGGGCACUGAAAGCAACCUGCAAGCAAUACAAAGUGAACUGCAACGACUGUCCACACUAGUCGGGCACAACGACACCUUUGAAAAGUGUCUUGGAAAGAUCGCAUCACAACUGAGCCACAUCAAGACAGGAUGUGGUGCAGUCGGAGCAGCUAUCACAAUAAGUGCUGCACUUGUGAACCAUGCAAGAAAGGGUGGGAAAAUUCGAGUUCAGCCCUCAGCAAUAGCACGAAGGCGGGGCGGGGUUACGGGGGGCUCAAAGAGAAUUCCUGCUGGCCGGCCUCCCAAGGAACCAGCUCGGAAAAGGGCAAAGAAACUGGGUCACACAAUCAGCAGCAGCAUAAGAAAGAACGUUCCUCAUGCUAAGCAGCACGGUCAAGGACACUAA